CGAUGAGCUCCGCGGUUGACUUCUCGGCCUCCGUCAGGACGACCAGCCGAGCUCAGAGCGCAGCGAGCGGCGUGCAGAGAGGAACAUGGAGCGCAGCGUUGGGUCGCUGCAGGAGCAGGCCUUAAAGAGGAAGGAGAGGCUGAAAGCACUGCGAGACAAACAGCUGCAUGGGCGAGAUCAGGAAGAUGGGGAGCCAGAGAACAAAAAAGCGUCACUAGAGGAGACUACUGAGGAAAAGCACAGAGAGCUGAAGCUGAGGAAUUACACACCAGAGGAUGAAGAGCUGAAGGAGAGGCAGGUGCCCAAAGCAAAACCUGCAUCAGUGGAGGAUAAAGUAAAAGACCAGUUAGAGGCAGCUAAUCCAGAGCCCAUCAUUGAAGAAGUGGAUUUGGCCAACCUCGCUCCAAGAAAACCAGACUGGGAUCUAAAGCGUGACGUUGCAAAGAAACUGGAGAAGUUGGAGAGGAGAACACAGAGAGCGAUCGCCGAGCUCAUCCGGGAUCGUCUGCGGGGCAGCGAGGAGGAGUUGGCCGGAGCGGUGGGAGCAGUAGGAGUGGAAGAGGGAGACUCGGACUGAAUCCAAUAUGUGACCGAUGAAUAAAAAGGAGACUCCAGAGGGAUUGCCUGUGUUUACUGGGACUGCACUGUACUGUCACAGCUGUGUUGUGCACAAAGAGAUGUCUGCUUUUAUCGCUGCAGGGAGUAAAGUCAUGGUUUCAGUCAUGUCUUCUUUUUCCCUUGCGAGUCCCGCCUUGUAUCAUUGCAUUAUUCCAUAUUAAUAUGUAGUAGUGCAUUCUGUGUACAUGGUUUAUUGAUGUGCGGUUGUAAUGCAACAAAAAUAUUUUUGAUGUAAGUUUUACAAUUUCAAGUAAAAUAAUGUGAGUUUUUCAA
Messenger RNA from Anoplopoma fimbria (sablefish), 891 nucleotides. It is a transcript of the gene ccdc12, whose product is annotated as coiled-coil domain containing 12. The transcript is spliced from 7 exons. Bases 86 to 577 code for a protein of 163 amino acids. NCBI's taxonomy places the organism in Eukaryota, Metazoa, Chordata, Actinopteri, Perciformes, Anoplopomatidae. Gene Ontology annotation, cellular component: post-mRNA release spliceosomal complex; U2-type spliceosomal complex. The record is from RefSeq and is a predicted model, not a curated record.